This is a messenger RNA of Paramecium primaurelia, 2584 nucleotides long. The record is from the annotation of a GenBank genome assembly. NCBI's taxonomy places the organism in Eukaryota, Ciliophora, Oligohymenophorea, Peniculida, Parameciidae.
AUGGCUUGCACAUCAAAAGAAUAGUUUCACUAAGAUAUUAAUGAAUUAAAUUAGGAAUUGAAACCUUAAGAGUAAAUUUCUACAGUACAAACCAUGAAAUUAAAUAGAGGGGGUCUUAUUAUUAAGACAAGUGAAGGUCCUAUUUAGUUUGGAUUACCUCCAGAAACUGUUAAAGAUUCAAUGUCUUUAGGAGUAGAAGUCCCUACAUUUUAUAUUAUACCUACCUAGAGAUUCAAUAAAUAAUUUGGAAUCAAUGUUGCUGAAUUUGAAUUUCCAGCUUAUUUCAAUUUCUUUAUUAAAAAAAGAUAAGUAACAUUGAUAUGCGAUACUGAAACUGCAAACUCAAUUAAGAUAGUUUUUUAAGAAACAUUGUUAGGUCCUAAAGAUUUUAGUGUAAUAUUUUAGUAUAUAGCUUAUAGUAAAUUUAAAAUGAUUAUCAUCCUGAUGUAGAUCCUAUUGAAUAUGUAGAUUUUAAGAAAGAAUUGGCAAUAUUUGCAAAAAAUCCUAUGAAUUUGAAUGAAAAACUUACUUCAGAAACAUUAUUAAAAUUUGUUAUUUUUGAGAAUAAUGUAGCUUAAAUAGGGAAAGUAAAAAUUGUUAAAGAAGAAAAAGAAUUUACAAUAUAUGAUAAUGAUAAUCUAUUGAUAAGUUUCCCUGAUAAAUUUAGUUUUCCUAAAGAAUAUGAUAAAUUAUUAUCAUUACAUAAAAUAGAUAGUUCAGGAAAAUCUGAAAUAACUCCUCCAUCAUUAUUAAUAAUGAAAAAGAUGAAACAUGGUAAAAAACCUCCAAGCUUGACUUAAAAUUUUGAUGAAGUUGAUUCUGAUGAAGAUGAUCAAGAAAUAGGAAGUAUGCCAAAUUUAUUGUUAUGGAAUAAAAAUGGAGAAGCUAAAUUAUAAAAAAAAGGAAGUAUAGAACUUAAUGAAGGUCUUACAUUUUAAGCUCCUGAAUUUGGUGUAACAGUUUUAGGAUGUGUAAAUAUAAUAAAUUAAAUUAGUCUCAUGGAUUUGAUCCAAAAGGUUCUACAUCUGGUUAUAUAUUUUGGAUUAAUGGAAGAGGAAUUAUGGUAGAUCCUCCUCCAUAUACUAGUUAUCAUUUAAAAAAGAUGGGAAUUCCACCUAUGAUGAUUAGUGCUAUUAUAAUAAGUCAUUGUCAUGCUGAUCAUGAUGCAGGAGCAUUUCAUAAAAUUCUAGAUGACAGUAAAGUUGAAAUAAUCACAACAAGAACUAUUAUGUAUUCAUUUUUAAGAAAAUAUUCUGCAAUUUCUAAUUUAUCAUAAGAAUAAAUUAAAAGUUUAUUUAUAUUUAGACCUGCUAUAUUAGGAGUUCCUUUAAAUAUAUAUGGAGCAGAAUUUGAAUUCUUUUAUGCUUUUCAUUCUAUUCCUUGUAUUGGAUUCAGAGUUAAAUAUCAAAACAAAUCUAUUUAUUUUAGUGGAGAUACAUUUUAUGAUCCUGUUAAAAUAGAAGAAUUAUAUAAAUAAGGACAUUUAAAUUAAGCAAGAUGUAGAUAAUUGAAUUCUCCAAAAUUCACUGAAGAUAUUAUUUUACAUGAGGCUGGAGUUCCUCCUAUACAUACAUCUUAGACUGUUUUAUCAUAAUUACCUAAUUAAGUUAAAAAUCGAAUGUAUUUAGUACAUGUAGCUGCAAAAGAUGUACUAAAAGGAUCUGGAUUGAAAGUAGCAAAACCAGGGAUUGAAAAUACUCUAAUUUUAAUUAGACCAAAUGUCUAAUAAGAUAUACCUUUAAAUAGAAAAAUGGAUAUAAUAAGUAGAAUUGACAUUUUUGAUAAAUUAACUUUGAAUAAUGCUAAAUUCUUAAUGGAUGCUCUAAAAUUAGAAAAGUAUAAGGAAGGAGAGUUAGUAAUUUAAGAGAAUUAAGAGGGACAUAAAUUUUAUAUUAUUGAAUCUGGUUUAGCUAAAGUGUUUUCUGAUUAGAAGUAGAAUAAAUUUUAAAGAUAUUUAUAAACUGGAGAUUAUUUUGGAGAGUCUGCUUUAAUUUAAACUGGAAGAAGAAAAGCUUCAGUACUUGCUGUUACAGAUUUAAGGGUAUUAAGUCUUGAUAAACAUGAUUUCUGGUUUAUAUUUGGUGAUGGAUUUGAAGGAUAAGGACCAGUAAUUGAAUAAAUGAUGUAAUUGAUGGAAGCAAGAAAAUAAUAAGCAAUAUAAAUUUUAUUUAAGUAAGAAAUUAUUAAUUUAUUUAGAAAUUCACAUUUUUCAUAAUUGACUCCUACUUAAAAAACAUAAUUAGAAAUGAUUAUGUAAUAAUAAGAUAUUAGUAAAGGUCAAAUUUUAUGGAAGAAAGAUGAUGAAGCAACUUUUGUAUUUUUCAUUAGAAAAGGAGCAUUUGUGUUUAUUGAUUGUGAUGAAGCAGUAAAAUAAUUAAAUAAACUAGAAAUUGGAAGAAUUUGAUUCUGGUUCAUUUAUAGGUGAAAUUAACGCUAUUUUGAAAGGUGAAAAAUUAACAACAACAGUUAAGGCUGUUAGAGAGGGAUCUAUUUUAAAAAUAGAAGCCAAUGCUUUUGUAAAAUUUUUAUAACGUAAUCCUGGAUUAUUAUUGUUAUUACAAGAAUAUAAAUAUUUAGAAUGACA